GGCUGGUUUGCAGGCUGCCAUUAAAAUUCGAGAAGAAGAAACAUCCACUUGGUUGUGGAGUCGACAGUAAACAUGGUCCGCAAAAGAAGUGUUGUCUGGGGCUUUUUUAAAACCAUCGACUCAGAGUCGGUGCAGUGUCUGCUCUGCGGGGACUUUCUGAUCAGACCGGGUCAGGGCACCACCACCAACCUGCUGAGACACCUGCGUGUCAAACAUCCCACCGAGGUCGUCAAGAGGAGGACGGGUUUGCUAAAGGAAACUGCCUCCAUCGACGGACAUGGCGACAUGGAGACGGAGGGUGAUCAGAUCUGCUCGGUGGAGGUGGCUCUGGAGGACGGAGACGGUGACGGUGACACCUUCACCAUAGAGAAUGAAGCUGGUGUGAACUCUGCUAUUAAUGGCAUCCUGGAAGCUGCACAAGGGAGUCCAGCAGAAGAAAUAACACAUGAAGAGGCGAGUGAUGACCGCCCUGUAGCACGUAGAUGGACUAAACGCAGCUUGAUCUGGAGGCACUACGAGCACUUGGACAGUUUGGCUGCGGCACGUUGCCGCAUUUGCAAGAAGAAGUUAAAGUGCUUCGAGGGCGGCAGCACCAGCAACCUGCAUCGGCACAUGUCAAAGAGACACCCUGAGAUCUUUUCUCAGCUAAUGGCAGGCGGGCAGCACCCACCACCCUGUACAUCACAGGACCUCAAUGCUAAUGGUGACACAUCGACACCACCAGAGACUGGUAGGGCAACAGAGAAGCAGAAACAAUUUUCUGUGGAAGUGACUCUGGAGGACGGAGACGGUGACGGUGACACCUUCACCAUAGAGAAUGAAGCUGGUGUGAACUCUGCUAUUAAUGGCAUCCUGGAAGCUACACAAGGGAGUCCAGCAGAAGAAAUAACACAUGAAGAGGCGAGUGAUGACCGCCCUGUAACACGCAGAUGGACUAAACGCAGCUUGAUUUGGAGGCACUACGAGCACUUGGACAGUUUGGCUGCGGCACGUUGCCGCAUUUGCAAGAAGAAGUUAAAGUGCUUUGAAGGUGGCAGCACCAGCAACCUGCAUCGGCACAUGUCAAAGAGACACCCUGAGAUCUUUUCUCAGCUAAUGGCAGGCGGACAGCACCCACCACCACCCCACACAUCACAGGACGUCAAUGCUAAUGGUGUCACAUCAACACCACCAGAGACUGUUAGGGCGACAGAGAAGCAGAGAUCGUUUUCUGCUGUGUUGAAAGUGUCAAAGGCAUCUGAAGGAGAAAAGCGUGUGCUUAGGAGGGAGCGGGAGCUGAUAGUAGCUCUUAGGGGUGCGCAGAGGGAGGAGGCUCGGGCUCUGGAGCAUCAGAGGGAGCUGCUUGAGAGGCUGCGUGCAGUGAAUGCCAGGGAGGCGGCUGCAGAGAGGGAGCAGAUUGAGUCGCUGAGGAAAGCACAGCUGGAGGAAGCCGAAGACUUGAUUAGACAGAGAGAAGAGGUGCAGAAGGAAAAGGCAGAGCUGCAGAAGAAAUGGGAAGAGCUUCAGCAGGAAAGAGAAAAACUCGUCUUGUUUUCUGAAGGACAGUAAACCUCCUGACUCUGUUACAAGUAACCUUCAUGUUGCUGUCAUCACUAUUUUCAGAUUUUCUAUAAAUGCUUUGGGACCAAUUUAAACACAUGGUGAUGUAAAAAUCUCAACUCCCCUUUUAGUAAAAUACUUUUACAAAUAAUCAAA
Epinephelus fuscoguttatus (brown-marbled grouper) is the source of this 1695-nucleotide messenger RNA. RefSeq names its product zinc finger BED domain-containing protein 4. The record is from RefSeq and is a predicted model, not a curated record. Lineage: Eukaryota; Metazoa; Chordata; Actinopteri; Perciformes; Serranidae. The transcript is spliced from 4 exons. Bases 73 to 1548 code for a protein of 491 amino acids. Gene Ontology annotation, molecular function: DNA binding.